Cetraspora pellucida is the source of this 957-nucleotide messenger RNA. NCBI's taxonomy places the organism in Eukaryota, Fungi, Glomeromycota, Glomeromycetes, Diversisporales, Gigasporaceae. The record is from the annotation of a GenBank genome assembly.
AUGGCACUGAAAACAACUGAAUUACAAGGUGUCUUACCACACUCAAGUUAUGUGCAAGACCGUGGUACAUCUACUACCUUGGCAGAUAAUCUUUCUUUAAAGGACAAUAAUUCUAAAAAUGCCAAGAAAAAUCUUAAUUUUGUAAAACGUGUAAGAAGAUUUAUGAAGCUUCAUUGUAAUAAAUCUCGAAUAAUCCUUCUCAUAAUUUUUCUUAUAACAAUUUCUGCCAUAAUAACAAUCGUCUUAAUUCUAAAUAAAAAUCCUUUUGUAUUAAUAAGACCUCUUUGUAAAUCUCAAUUCGGUAUGUCAUCCCUUAAUCAAACAUUUAAUGCCUUAGCUAAAUUAGAAACAAAUCAAGUCGAUGAUAGUUUAAUCUCGUACAAUUAUGUAGAUUCUUCUGGUUUUACAGGAAAAUAUAGAUUUGGUGAAAUAAUGUUGAGUAAUUUAAAUUAUUAUAAAACAAAUUUUACUCAAAAUGGAACCGAUAUUAAAAAUUUUUGGAAUGGAAGUUGGACUGGUAAAAAUGGUUGUAAUAGUUAUGAUGAUUUUUUAAAUAAUAAGUUGAAUGUUCAAGAACGUGCUAUUAGAGAAGCUUUUCAAUUUAAUUUACUUAAAAUUACUCAAUUAUUAUCUUCUCCUCCUUAUAAUCAAUCUUUAUCUUUUUUUUUAGACAACCCUUUUAAAUUUUCUUCGGGUUGUAAUUUUCAAUCUGAUGGUUUAAGUGUUUCUAAUGUUACUUUGGCUGGUAUUUUGGCCUCGGCUUAUUUAAUUGAUCCUGAUGAGGUUGGUAAAGCUUUGGUUAAUAGUGUAGCCCCUUGUGAUAAUAGAACUUCAACUAGUUUAAUAAGAUAUUUUAUGGACUUUACUGGUUGUGAUUUUAGUUCUGAUAAUGUUAAUGAAGCCGUAUCUUCUUUUGACAAUGUAACCAAUGUAUCCAAUGUAUCUAGUAUAUCGUAA